AUUAGGGGAAACAGGAAGUUACAAAGGAAACAAGUCAUUGCCUAGGCGUCACUUUUGGCUACGGUGCGGUGCAGAUGCACGAGCAGUUGGGGCAGGGUUUCUUUUGUGUGUUGAGCGUACAGCAGCUACCACAGUCACUUUCAACUUUAUAGUACACGAAAAGGGGAGAAGUGCAGAGAUGUUUCUGUCAUGCCUGAGAGGGGUCAGAAGUCAUUAAUGGCUUUGUCAGCACAAAGGAAACAAUCGUUCGGUGAAACUGGCAGCAGAAAAAGUAUGUGUCGAUCAGGCACGGUCACCAGAACGAUGGCCUCGCAGGAGCAGGUCUGGCCAGUCCCAAUGAAGGCAAUUGGAGCACAGAACCUUUUGACAAUGCCUGGAGGAGUGACCAAAUCAGGGUAUCUUCAUAAAAAAGGAGGCACCCAGCUGCAGAUCUUGAAGUGGCCAUUGAGAUUUGUGAUUGUCCACGAGGGAUGUAUUUACUAUUUUAAGAGCAGCACAUCUGCAUCUCCACAGGGUGCUUUUUCUUUGAAUGGUUACAACAGGGUUAUGCGGGCAGUUGAGGAGACGACAUCAAGCAAUGUGUUUCCUUUCAAGUUAGUUCACAUUAGCAAGAAGCACAGGACGUGGUUUUUUUCAGCUUCUUCUGAAGAUGAAAGAAAGAAUUGGAUGCUAUCCUUGAGGAGGGAAAUCGAUCACUACCAUGAGAAGAAAGAAACAGUAACAGAAUGCAGUGACUCUGGUUCUGAUGCAGACAGUUUCUACGGCUCAGUAGAACGUCCCAUUGAUAUCAAGUACUCCCAUCAUUCAGCAGAUAAUGAAGAUUACGACCAGGAGGAAGAGGAUGAGUCUUACUUGCAGCCAGAUACUUCUGACAUAGUAAAAGAUGAUAUGGUCCUGCCCCCAGCCUACCCGCCUCCACCAGUUCCUCAUGUCAGAAAAGCUCCCUACUCAGAGUCAAGGGCAAAUUCCUUUCCUGGGAAAUCUACUGUGCCAGCACCACCACCGCCUCCGAAAAGAAGCUUACCUGAUAUCAAACUAGAAGAUAUCUUAAACGUGAGAGAACCCCAGUGCCGAGCUGAACCUAAUCUAAAGAUCCAACCCUUAUGUCGAAGGCUCAGUGAACAGUUGCCCCCUGUGCCCCCUGUACCCCCUCUACCUCUUCUCAAAAAGACUGUGGGUAUCAAAGAAUCUUCCUCCUUGCCUCCAGAGCCUGUGCCUUUAGUUCAAGUUCUUGCUACUCCAGAAGGGUGUGAGAAGCUAAAAACCUUAAACCUUUCACCACGAACUCCUCCUCCGCUACCGAGCAAUAAACCCAAGCUGUCACAGCUUACUGAAAAACCAGUAGAGCCCAGAGUGCCAAGAGAACACAGUAAACCUGGACUGUUUGUGCCACCACUGCUCCCAAAGCCACCUGUGCCAACCCACCAGCCACCUGGAGUCAAGCCUAGGCCAGAGAAGUCUUCAUGUCCCCAGUUACAGAGAUCACCACCAGAUGGACAGAGUUUUAGAAGCUUCUCAUUUGAAAAACCAGCACUAUCCCCCAAGCCAAAGGAACCUGAUGAUGAUUCUGAUGAUGACUAUGAAAAAGUUGGGCUGCCUGCUUCAAUAUUUCUUAAUACCUCUGAAUCCUUCGAAGUUGAAAGGAUAUUUAAAGCUAGUAGCCCACGGGGACAACCACAGAAUGGAUUGUACUGUAUUAGGAACUCGUCUACCAAGGCUGGAAAGGUGUUGGUUGUGUGGGAUGAAUCUGCAGAAAAAUUGAGGAACUACAGAAUCUUUGAAAAGGAUUGCAAGUUUUACCUGGAUUCAGACAUCAUGUUUUUGAACAUGGGGAGUCUGGUCGAAUACUACAGCACUCAUGUCUUACCUAGUCAUGACAGCCUGAUUCUUCGGUGUCCUUAUGGUUACUCUAAACCAAGGUGACAUGACUGGCAUAAUUCACUGACUUUUAGGACAAACACAUUCUCUACUGCCCUUGAAUGAGAUGUGGACACCUGCCACUGCUGGACAUCCCGUUGUUUGCACACAGAAACUGAGUGUGUUUCAACCACUUACUCACAACUGAAUUGUGCAUAACCUCCAUUGAAUGAACUCUUGGUAAAACCUUAUAAUCCAGAUCAGUGGAUUUCAUGGUCUUUUCUUUUAAAAAGAGCUGAAGUGAUUACGCUGUGAAAGCUGCCCACGAUACUUACACCUUUUAUGAAACUGCUGCUAUUAGUAAUCUCCUUGGAAUGUGGAAGAUGGACAUGAACAAAGAAGUGGUCUGAAUACAACCCAUACAGAAAAGGGAAACUUCUGAAAGCAUACCAGAAUUUGCUUGUGACAGGGAAUACUAAUACUCUGACUUGAAGGUAUUACUCCUUAAGUCAGCACUGGUGCUCAACUGAAGUUUUGUAUUACUUGUAUAGUUGAUGUGUAAAUAAUGAAGACUUCUAUGCAAAUAAUUUGAUUCACUAUAGGUAAAGAUGAUCAGGAAAUGUGGCUGUUGUUUUUUAAGCCACCUCGUACAUAACCACUUCAUACAUAAACCUUCAGAUGACAAUGUCUGCAGUAAUCCAUAUCAAUAGGGUACUAGCCAACUGAUCGAGCUGUGGCAUCCCACAUGUUGCUUUGUGACAUGCACUUCAGGAGGGCAUGGAAUAAUUCUGAUUUGGCUUUCUUGGGAGCCCCAUUGCUUAGUUCUGAACUGGAAGGGUAGGUGCCUCUACUAUUUUUAAUGGGUAUGAGGAAAGAGAAGGGGCUACUUAAUCUCAAAGGGGAAGGGAGGGAGUCUUUUGAUUACCCCAAAUUCUGACUAGCAGUUUUUUCUCACGUUGCUGUAACCAAAGGUUCUUUAAAACAAAACAUGGAACCAUGAGUGUGAUGCUACUACCACUCCAUAAACGUUUGUGGUCAGUCUCUUGGGCUCAGGUUGUCAGCCCACUGCAUUCUGUUCUGUUCUAGGGCAGACACACUGCCCUAGUCUGCUGCUUGUAGAUCACCAAGAAUUUUUCCAUUAUUAAAAUUGCUGUUUGUAGUUGCAUGCAAAUCUGGUUUUAACAUACUAUUAAGUGAUCAGUGAUAGGCAUUACCAGGGUGCUUGUGAUACUCAUUCCCUAGUAUUUUGGGGACAGGUAUCCUAAAACCAAGGGCUUAAUAUUUAUGCCAAAAUUACCCUAUUCCUAAAUUCUAAUAAGAAGAAUAGAUUUAUUUUAAUGGCCUGUUAAGUAACUUUGACUCAAAGUUGUUAUGGCCUCAUACUCUAAUAAUGGUUACAAGACUUGUAAUUCUGUCACUCCUGAAGCAGGAGAAGGAAUGAAGUUUCUGUCAGCCUGAAUCUGUACCCAUAAACUUCACUUUUUCUGUUACCUUUUCCACGUCAGUUUUAGUCUUGUUGCAGUUAGAUGGUCACAGCUUUGAAAACAUCAACAAAACCAUUACAGAAUAAGAAUUUUCUGUUCAUUUUACUGUUCUGUUUACUGAAAACAGUAAACCAGGAGUUAAUCCUUAAGGGAUUUUCCUUAAUGAAGAGAUGCAACAUCAGAACAAAGCAUAGGAAUCAAGGCAGGAAACUCUGCCUCUGCCUUUUUCAAGUGACACAGACAUACGCAUUAUCAGCCUUUUGAUCUCCGUCCCUGCUGUAAUAGGUUUUAUGUGCAUAAAGAAUAUGCAGUAUUUAAAUGUCAGAUUCCGAUGGUAAUAUUGGAUAUUUUGCUUCUAAUUCCUUUUAUUUUAAAGGAGAAUCCCUGUGGUUCACUGCCCUCAUAUGAUCCAUUCUGUAAAGAAGGCUCAGCCAACAAAGCAUUUAAAAACUGGUUUGGGCAUAUCGAUAUAUGGAUAUCAAAGCAAGUUCUAGUUUCUUGAGUUUACACCUACUGCUUAGAGAGUAAAUUUUUCUCUGGGAAUAACUGACUUCCCUGUGUUGUGACAGUCACACUCCCACUAUGUCUGGGGCCCUGUUCAGAUACCUAGUACUUUUUGGCAACCAUAUACUCUUAAGAUUUUUAAACUGUAAAAAUACUCAUGUAAUCCAGUACCUAUAAAACAUAACACUGUCUUUACCUGUGUAAUACAAGAUUUGCAAAUAUGUAAAUUUUUGUGUUAAUAUCCUCGUUUUAUAUAAAUGUAUAUAUUUCUGAAGUGGAUAAACUUUCAAUGCCAGUUCA
Strigops habroptila (Kakapo) is the source of this 4145-nucleotide messenger RNA. RefSeq names its product SH3 domain binding protein 2 (gene SH3BP2). The record is from RefSeq and is a predicted model, not a curated record. Lineage: Eukaryota; Metazoa; Chordata; Aves; Psittaciformes; Psittacidae. Gene Ontology annotation, biological process: signal transduction. Gene Ontology annotation, molecular function: SH3 domain binding. The transcript is spliced from 13 exons. The coding region runs from base 190 to 1923 and encodes 577 amino acids.